AGAACACUGACUUACACAAUUAACAUCUGCUUUAUGUGAAAUUUGAGAGGAGGGUGUUUUCUUUCAAGGUCAGGGUAGUACCAGUAAAACUUUAUUACUUUAGAUUGUCACUGCUGCCCACAAUAAGUACUACUAUUUCCCUACAAUAAGUUAAAUGCAGCAUGCCAGUCAAUCAACAAAAAUACUGUGUUUAUCAUCAUACAUCAUUCAUACUUUACCAGAACACUGGCCUUCAGCUAUAAGUGAUGUAAUUUCAUCUCUUCAACCACAGAAUAUUCCUUCUGUCACACCUCAUCAAGCACUGACUAUGCUGUUAGAAUUACUUACUGUUCUACCUGAAGAGUUUCAGACUAUGCAUAUGCCUUGCUCUCAAAGAGGAGUUGUCCGAAAUGCCUUGCAGUCAUCUGUACCACAAAUAUUAGGCUUAGUUCAAGAAAUUUUUUAUCAGACAGAUGAAGUAACAAAUAUUCAUCAAAUGGCAUUAAAAUGCUAUUCAAGUUGGUCUCAGUUGGAUCCUUGUGUCUUAGAAUAUGAACCAUUGUUAUUAAGUACUUUAAAAUUAGUUUAUAAUGAAGAACUUUGUCAAACAGCUUUAGAAGCACUGACAAAUGUUGUUAUUCAUCCAGAAUCUCAUAAAUGUCCAAAUUCUAUCUUGAAAUUAGUUGGACAGAUAAUUAAAUUGGAGGAUUUAUUAUCAAAAGCAAUUCAAGAAAAGGAUAUGGAUAUCUGUUGCUGUAUAUAUGGUUUGUUCAUUGCUUUAGGAGAGACACAUUCCAAGCUACUGUUAAACACAAUUUUGGAGAGAGAAGAAUAUCGGGAUACAAUAAUCAAAUUAAUUAGUUUAAUAUUACAAUGUAGUCGUACACCUGGUCACUAUCCAAUUGAUGAAAUAUGUAGUGAACAAACUUUUGGUUUUUGGUAUACAUUACAAGAUGAAAUUGUUGCAUCUGAACCAGCAAAAUUUGAAUCAUAUUUGAGAUUAUUUCAUCCAUUAUUCCAAUCUCUAGUAGAUACUUACUUAAUUAAAAUUCAAUAUCCUACAGAAGAUGCUUAUCAACAAUGGCAUAAUGAUGAAAAAGAGUCAUUUAGGUGUUACCGUCAGGAUGUUGGUGAUUCUUUCAUGUACUGUUAUAAUAUCUUGCGUGAAUCAAUGCUAGCUAAUCUCAUGGCUCAUUUGAGUGUUGCUGUCAACAGGGCAUCAGUUAAUCCUUCUGAUUGGCAAUAUUUAGAAUCUUGUCUAUAUGCAUUUCAAGCAAUUGCAGAAAGUGUUGACUCAGAAGAAAAAUACUAUUUACCACAAUUCUUUUCUAAUUUACCAAAAAUAUUACUUCAAAAUGUUCAAGUUAUAUCAACGACAAUGGAUGCAAUAGGAUCUUAUGCUGAAUGGAUUAAUGUUCAUCCAGAAGUUUUAGAGCAUGUAGUACCAAUACUAAUGAUGGGAAUUCAAAAUACUGAUGUAUCACCAGCUUCUACAAUGGCUUUGAAAGACAUUACACGUGAUUGUCAACCUAGUCUAGCACCAUUUGCAGAGCAAAUUCUUUCUACUAGUCAAGAAGCAUUAUCAAAUUUGAAAUCUCGGGAAUGUAUUAGACUUAUGAGUACUAUUGGUCAAGUUCUUUCCAUCAUGUCUUUGGAUUAUAUUAUGUCUUAUUUGGAGACAUUAUUAACACCAAUAAUACAUCAGUUACAGCAAACUUUAACAGAACAGCAGUCUUCCACUUCAAAAGCAACUGUUAUUCUCAAUUUAAAUAUUUUAUCUAUGUUAUUUUCUACCCUUGAUAUUCGUCCAAAAGACGAUACACAAACAAACAAAACUUUGGAAAACAAAAAAGAUCUACCACAACCAGUUUUUCUUGUUUUAAAGCAAGUUAUGCCUUUAUUAAUGACUUUAGCAUCUAAUUGGAUGUCAGAUGAACAUAUUACAGAGGCAUUGUGUGAUACAUUAAAAAGAGCAACAUCAACUUUAUUAGAAGAAUGUCAGCCAUUGAUAGAUGAUAUUUUACAGUUACUGCUUCAUAUUUAUCAGUUUUGCCCUCAUAAUUCAGUAUUAGAUGUGAGCAAACAGAUGAUGAUGUUAUUUGGACAAGAUAAAGAGAGAAAAGCUAAACUUAUGUCAUUUUUUGCUCAAAUUUGUGCACAGUCAAUCAGUCUAUUUCGGACAAAUCUAAGAGAAAACACAACAGUUGUAGAAAUUUUAUUUGAAAUGCUAACUCAGAUCUAUCUUGAUGAGAAGAAACAAAAUGAAGAUGAGAAGCAGAAGGGAAAAGAAGAGAAAGAAAAACAGAUUACGCAGUCAAAAUUGCAAACCCAAAUUGAACAGAAAAGCCUGAAAAAGGAUGAGCAAAAGUUAAAAAGAAAUCAGAAAAGAAUAGGAAAAAAAGCAUGUAUAGUUGCAUUGUGUUUACCAGAGAAACCAACAGUUAAAGCAGCUUCUUCAUUUAUUGCUGAAUUUAUUAAUCGUAGCAGAGAAGUAUCAGCUAUGCUGAAUGUUGUAAAUAAUCAUGGUGAAUUUCUAGUUGGACAAGUGUUAAAAGUGAUUGGUGGGGAAGCACCCAGAUCAAUGGUAGAACAUAUGCCUGAUAUAUUAAUGGCUUUAAAUAAAAAGUAUUUUGAUAACUUGUGUCGCUGGAUGUCAACUUUCUUACAGCAACAAGAUUUUCCUUCUCAACAUGUAUCUCCUGUCCAAAAAGAACAUUUUACUCGUAUGGUAUUAAGAGAAAGAAGCAAUAAAAGGAAAUUAAAGGAAACUGUUAGUGAGUUUAGCUUGAUCUGCAGAGGACUGAUAGGAAGUGAAUAUGCAGCUAAAACUACAGGUCUAACUUAAAAUACUUAGUAAUAAACUAAAUUUGAUAUAAAUAUAUUUGUAAAAAACAAGAACAUAUAUUAUGAAUUUUGACUGAUUACUAUAAUUUAUCGUGUUAAAUAUCAAGUAAUAUUAAUUUUA
Messenger RNA from Centruroides sculpturatus (bark scorpion), 2944 nucleotides. RefSeq names its product importin-13-like (gene cdm). Gene Ontology annotation, biological process: protein import into nucleus. The record is from RefSeq and is a predicted model, not a curated record. NCBI's taxonomy places the organism in Eukaryota, Metazoa, Arthropoda, Arachnida, Scorpiones, Buthidae. The coding region runs from base 155 to 2824 and encodes 889 amino acids. The transcript has 22 exons. Gene Ontology annotation, cellular component: nuclear membrane; cytoplasm.